UGCGCUGGGCGCGGCUCGGCCCCGUCCCGGGGAAGCGGCGGAGGCGCAACAGGUCCGCAACAGGAGCCGAGCCCAGCCCGGCCGUGCCCAUGGCCGGCCGCGGGCCCGAGCAGGGCUACAUCCGCACCGUGCUGGGCCAGCAGAUCCUGGGCGAGCUGGACAGCUCCAGCCUGGCGCUGCCCUCCGACGAGCGGCUCAAGCUCUCGGGUGACCGCGCCGGGGAGGAGAAGGCGCUGCGGAUCCACCGGCAGGUCCAGCAGACGCUGGCCAGGAAGAGCCGGGGCUCGCUGUACAAUGGCAGCCUGCACCGUGCAUCCAGUGUCCCAGAGCGUGUCUACAACAUGGGGAUCACUGAGACUGAUUUUGCACCAAGAUCCCCCUACAGUUUCUCAUAUUACCAGGCAARCCAGGUCACCUCCCCAUCCUCUCACACCAAUGGCUGGGGGACGAGGUUUGCUUACAGGACCAUGGAAGAGAGAGCUCAAAGGCAACCUCUGAAGAGACUGGAGGUGUCCCCACAGCGAAACCCRGAGAGGUUGGCCUACAUCUCCAACGAUUUCCACUAUGAGGGCGGGAUUCCAGGCGGGUUCUCCGUGCGGCACGGGGGCAGYGUGCGAUCCAGCGGGACGGUGCCGCCGCGCUACGCGCGCUCCGAGAUCGUGGGCUACACCUUGCGCGACUCCGUGCACAGGGGCCGCUCCUUCAAGAGGCAGUCCCGCAUGGGGGCUGCCAAUGAUGUCCUGGAUGGUGCCUUCCCCAGCCCCGCUGUCCCUCUGUACCAUCAGGCUGGCGCCAGCCGCAGCAUGAGCAACCUUCUGGAGAAGGAGAACUAUCUGACCUCGGAGAGCGCCGUGGGCCAAGUGCGGUACCCGACCGCGUCCCGUCUGKCUCAGAACAGGCAGUCUGUGAGGUCCAGCUUCUACCAAAGCACCUUCAGGAACACCCAGAGCAGGAGGGAGCUUUCCCAGCCAGCUUCCAURGGCAGUGUCACUGCGGAGACGGACGGCAAGAGGGUGCCGGUGACRGCCGCGGUGGCCGCGGCGGGGAGGAACGGGUUCCUGCAGAGUGAGCAAGUGACUCUCAAUGGAUCUCAGCUCGGGAGCCCAGAAGUGGAGAUGACACUGGAACGUGCAGUGAACAUCCUGAAGAGUGAAAACACACAGUCCACACCCAGGAUUCUUGCUGCAGUGACUUUCAUACAGCAUGAGAGCUUCCAAAAAGCAGAGGCCAGAAGAAAAGUUUUCUCACUCGGUGGUAUCCCCAAACUKCUGCAGCUCCUGGAGGUUCAGAACGAGGACAUUCAGCGGGCAGCGUGUGGAGCUCUGAGAAAUUUGGUGUUCGAGGACAAUGACAACAAACUGGAGGUGUCAGAGCAGAAGGGAAUCCCGCUGCUGCUGCGCCUGCUCCGGCACACCCGGGAUAUAGAGACCAAGAAGCAAAUCACAGGUUUGCUGUGGAAUCUGUCCUCCAAUGACCAGCUGAAGCACCUGCUGGUCAGAGAAGCCCUGCAGACACUGACUGAGGCUGUUCUCAUCCCCUGCUCGGGCUGGCCAGACAGAGAUUACCCCAAGUCAAGUGUUCUGCCUGACCCUGACAUCUUCUACAAUGCCACAGGAUGCCUGAGAAACAUGAGCUCCGCUGGCCCAGAAGGAAGGAAAAAGAUGAGAGAAUGUGAAGGUUUGAUUGAUUCUCUUGUGUAUUAUAUCCAAGGAGCUAUUGCAGACCAUGAGCCUAAUGACAAGGCCACGGAGAACUGCGUGUGCAUUCUUCACAACCUCUCCUACCAGCUAGAGUUAGAGCUCCCUGAGAGCUAUGCCCAGAGCAUAUAUAUGCAAAGAAGAAAURUUUCUAGCAAUGAUAAAACACCGGGCUGUUUCGGGACACGGAGCAGAAAAGUAAAAGAGAAGCAACAGGACACCCCRCUACCUGAGGAAAAGAGCAAUCCCAAAGGUGUUGAAUCACUCUGGCAUUCUACACUGAUCAGGAUAUAUCUGUCCUUAAUAGCAAAGAGUACCAGGAACUACACCCAGGAAGCAUCCCUGGGAGCUCUGCAGAACCUCACAGCUGGCACUGGACCAAUGCCGCUGGCAGUGGCCAGGACAGUGGUCCAGAAGGCAAAUGGCCUCCCGAGCAUCCGAGCCAUGCUGCACGUCAGCCACCCCGCCGUGAAGAAAACAGCCGUGUCCCUGCUCAGGAACCUGUCCCGAAACACCUCCCUGCAAAGUGACAUAGCCAGAGAAGUUCUGCCUGAUUUGGUGUCGGUCCUGCCCGAGUCAGUGCCGGGGUCUGACAUCGCCUGCGAAACGGCGGCGUCCGCCUGCUACACCCUGUUCAACCUGACCCAGGGCAGCUCGCACAGCGCCCGCCUGCUGCUCAGCACCCACGGGCUGCCCAAGGUCAUUGCCAUCAGCAUCAACGACAGCAAUAUGUUCAGCAAAGCCAGCAGGGCUGCUUCAGUCCUGCUCUACUCGCUGUGGUCACACACUGACCUGCACAGCGCUUACAAAAAGGCUGACUUUAAGAAGGCGGAUUUCAUCAACAGCCGGACCACCAAAGCCUACAACUCGCUGAGAGAUUGAAUCAGAGCACAGCAGCACUGCAGAGAUCACCCAGCAUUUAAUGUGACCAUCCUCACACCG
Malurus melanocephalus (red-backed fairy wren) is the source of this 2639-nucleotide messenger RNA. It is a transcript of the gene PKP2, whose product is annotated as plakophilin 2. Gene Ontology annotation, biological process: heart development; protein localization to plasma membrane; cell-cell adhesion. The record is from RefSeq and is a predicted model, not a curated record. Gene Ontology annotation, molecular function: intermediate filament binding; alpha-catenin binding; molecular adaptor activity. Gene Ontology annotation, cellular component: plasma membrane; intercalated disc; cytoplasm. The transcript is spliced from 13 exons. Lineage: Eukaryota; Metazoa; Chordata; Aves; Passeriformes; Maluridae. Bases 90 to 2579 code for a protein of 829 amino acids.